AUGGCGGCGGUGCGCGAGGAGAGCUGUGCCGCAGGAGAGGCAGCGGUGCUGGUGCUGGUGGCUGCACUGUGGGGCGGCACGGGGCCGUUCCUGCGGACGGGAGCAGCGGGGCUGGAGGACGUGCAGCGCCAGGGCCGCCUACAGCAGCUGCUGGCCGAGAUCAGCUUCCUGGGCCUCAACUACAAGUACAUGGUGCCAUUUCUGCUGAACCAAUGUGGAUCACUCCUCUUCUACCUCACCUUGGCAUCUGCAGAACUGUCCCUGGCAGUGCCACUCUGUAACUCCCUGGCUCUGAUAGUCACACUGGUGACUGGAAGGAUUCUGGGAGAGGACAUUGGUGGUAAAAGGGCCGUGGCAGGGAUGCUGCUCACCCUCCUGGGAGUCACUCUCUGUGUAGCUGGUUCAUGACCAAGGCACAGUGAGCAGAGGAAACUCUUCAAAGGUAACCCAUGGCCGAAGAGGGGAGCUUCUGGCUCAGCAGCAACAUGUUUGGCUCAGCUUCCUCAAGAAAGCUGUUCUGACACAUGGCUGUCUGAAAGCAUGAAUCAAAUUCCCUGAGAACCAGAGUGGAACAAGGCAUGUUGCAAGGACAUUCUAUUUAAUGUCUUCAGUUAAGGAUGGUUUUUUUUCUGUGGGUGGUUCAAGGCAGGGAUGAUUGAAUUGCCUUGUUCAGUACUGGAGGGGUAAUAAUUGGUUAAUAAAUCAUUGAAAUGAA
Molecule: messenger RNA, 715 nt
Organism: Phasianus colchicus (ring-necked pheasant)
Lineage: Eukaryota; Metazoa; Chordata; Aves; Galliformes; Phasianidae
Source: RefSeq, a predicted model, not a curated record